Galendromus occidentalis (western predatory mite) is the source of this 2865-nucleotide messenger RNA. RefSeq names its product kinase suppressor of Ras 2. The record is from RefSeq and is a predicted model, not a curated record. The transcript has 11 exons. Gene Ontology annotation, molecular function: protein serine/threonine kinase activity; ATP binding. NCBI's taxonomy places the organism in Eukaryota, Metazoa, Arthropoda, Arachnida, Mesostigmata, Phytoseiidae. Bases 1 to 2574 code for a protein of 857 amino acids. Gene Ontology annotation, biological process: protein phosphorylation.
AUGGAACACCGAGAGCGGUUAGAAGAUAUAAAAAACACUUGCAUCGUCAGAUACGAUUAUGAAUAUAGUCCGCUCGAAGUUUGCAAGCUACUCCAAUUCUCCCUCGAUCUGUGGUGCUGUCGGAUGGUGCGCUUCAAGAACAAUCUGAGUCCCAAGUUCGAGAUUGUUCGGAAGGAAAUUCGAUGUGCCCAGUCUGUUUGUGUUCAGUACACCGCACGGCAAAUUUACCAUCGCCGAAGAGCUUUCUCCCAAGGUGAUUAUUACGAUGAGCUCGAGAGUUACCCCCAGUUGGACUGCUGGCUAAGAAUCGUCGGUCUGACCGACAAUGGAGUCAACAGCAUUAAGGAGGUGACAGGUGGAAACUUCGAUCAACUGUUCAAACGGACGGAGGACCAGAUAAAAGAUGCUCUCUGUGACGGAGAAGCGGAGGAUCGGGCCCAUCUUGUUGUUGCUCUGAGAAAUCUGCGGAUGAUCGUGGAUCGAUAUCUGACCACGGACUACCCGACGGGCAAGUUCGUCGAUUACAAUGAGGAUCUCAGCUGGGAAUACCUGGGGAAGGCGGAAUAUCAGACGGCUCAGCCUGGAACUCCCCACCGAGGAACCGCGCCUAAGGUCCCACCAAAGCCGAUCCUGCCUCGCGCCGCGAAAACGCCCCCGAUCCCGCGUAAAACAACUACGUUUCCGGAAAUCGCAAGCAGUGGAGGGGUGCCGAAGUCUCGUCUGGAUCAACUACGAUCCGAUCGAGAACAAGGCCAUCGUUUCACCCGAAGAAGACUUCAGACCGAGCCCACGCCCGGCUCGGCCGGGCGGUUGUCGCCUUCGAGAAGUCCCUCUUACGCGACAUCGCCCGACGCUUCGGUGGACGCUUGCUUUUCCGAUAAUCUCGAGAAAAAUCGCGCAGUAGUCAGCAACCAAAGUCACCAGCGUUCACAACAAUCCGAUAGGUUCGCCGUCACCUCUACCGGCCAGUCUGUUCCUCGUUCUCCCCGGCUGCCGGGCAUGAGCCACGCGAUUCGUCACCGGUUUUCGCCGUUCGUCAAGGUGACCAAUUGCCAACAAUGUGAUAAACCAAUGUUUUUCGGGUACAGAUGCAGAGAGUGCAAGUUCCGCUGUCACCGAGACUGCGUAGAGAAGGUGCCCCCGAGUUGUGGUCUUCCAAACGAGCUUCUCGACGCCUUCGCCCAAAGAUAUCAGCAGGGUGCAUUCGAAAACCUGAGUGGACCGCUGGGGAGCCAUUCCCCUUCGGGAGGGAGAUUGCCAAAGCACGCUAUAGCCGGGAAUUCACGCGGAGUAUCAUCUCAGCAGACUGGAGACUCCUCCAGCACGACGUCGUCCUGCGCGUCCUCGGCUCCCGGUUCGCCUCAAGUGAUGGCGGGUCCGAGUGGCAGGAAGUUCAAAUUCCCAGUCCAAGAUGAUCUCAAACGAGGAGGGAAAGAGCAACAGAGUCAGGGGGACCUCUCGGUCGCUGGAGAAACGAAGAAUGCUUCCAUGACCGACUCGGAGCAAACCGUCGUUUCUGGCAACUCUAAUUCCGGUAGCGUUAGUACUGACAGUGAGAAGACGUUGGCACAUAGAAUCGGCUCGCAGGAUUCACAAGUAUCGAACGAUGGUGGCGACGCCGAUGGUCCGGAUCACAUCUGGCCGCGACAGAGCAGUCUGUCCUCUCGCGAAUGGGAUAUCCCACUGGAUGAAGUCAUUCUAGAAGAGAAACUUGGCGACGGCCAGUUUGGAGUCGUCCACAAAGGGAACUGGCACGGUGCUGUAGCGGUUAAGAUGCUCAACAUGGAAUCGGCGUCACAUCAGAGACGAUCUGAGAUAAUGGCCACAUUCAGGCAGGAGGUCGCAACUUUCCGAAAGACGCGGCAUGAGAAUCUUGUCUUGUUCAUGGGAGCUUGCGUGAAACCACCGAAUUUAGCCAUCGUGACAUCUUUGUGCAAAGGACUGACGCUCUAUCGGCAUUUACAUUUUCAAACGGACAAGUUCAAUCACAACCGAAUCGGCAGCAUAGCGCGGCAGAUCUGUUUGGGCAUGGGCUACCUACACGCGAGAGGUAUCCUGCACAAGGAUCUCAAGACAAAGAAUAUAUUCUACGAGAAUGGCAAGGUAGUCAUUACCGAUUUCGGUCUGUUCUCGGUAGCGAAACUUUGUCAAGAAGGCCGCAGAGGAAACUACCUGACGAUUCCUCGCGGAUGGCUCUAUUAUUUGGCUCCGGAGCUCCUCAAGGAUCUUCGGCCGGGAGUUGAGCACCCAGAUCUCUCAUUUUCAACUCGUAGUGACGUUUACGCAUUCGGAACUGUAUUUUUCGAACUGCUCACCGGCACCUGGCCAUUCCGCGAUCAACCUCCAGAAAGUAUCAUUUAUCAAGUGGCGAAAGGCAUCAAGCCCUCACUAGCGAAUCUCUAUUCUAUUGUUGAAUACAAAGAUAUUUUGAUGUUUUGUUGGUCGUAUCAGGCCCAUGAUCGGCCGGAUUUUACAAGACUUCAGGGUCACCUCGAGAGACUUCCGAAGCGAAAACUUUCACGAUGCCCAUCCCAACCUUCUAACCCGACUCGGUCGAACGAGUCAACAUUUUAAAAUUUCACUCUGAAGUGCGAAACGAUCCGCCGCGUCGACGUAUGAGAUGAAGACCCGGCAUCGAGAUAUCAAGAAACCUAAGAGGCCUCUGGAACAAUGUGAACAGCUAUUGUGGUAGAUCUGACGUGCAGAACUUUAUUGUCUCUAUUGUCUAAUCGAAGGACGGAGUGAUGUGUACAUUAUUAUCGGGCCAGCUCAAUCAGCGGUCACAAGAGCAGCAGCAACAACGAGUACCUUGACAUUUUCUGGAGAUAGUAGCGAGCUUGUAUCAAUAAAUUCCAUCCAGACGUG